UAGUUCCAGUCAGUUUGGAGUAACUUUAGAGGGUGCACAGCUGUCAAACGCUUAAGUCGCCACAGACGUUCAUCUGCGAAAGGACACAGGCACAGCUCCCAUCAUGGCAAAGGAUAUGGGCUCCACGUUCAUCCAGCACCAGCAGCUCCACGCUGCCAUGGCAGACAACAUGCUGGAGCACUUGUGUCUGCUGGACAUCGACUCCGAGCCAGCUGUGGCCCGCAACACAGGCAUCGUCUGCACCAUUGGGCCAGCUUCCCGCAAGGUGGAAACGCUGAGGGAAAUGAUCAAGACCGGGAUGAACAUUGCACGCAUGAACUUCUCUCACGGAACUCACGAGUACCAUGCUGACACCAUCAAGAAUGUGCGUGAAGCUGCAGCAAGCUUCAAGCCCGGUAGCAUUGAUUACAGACCCGUCGCCAUCGCUCUGGACACCAAGGGUCCUGAGAUCAGGACUGGACUCAUUAAGGGCAGUGGCGAAGCGGAGGUUACCCUCGUGAAGGGCGAGACCAUCAAGCUCGUCCUGGACGAUAAGUACAUAGAGAACUGUGAUGAGAAGCACCUGUGGUUGGACUACAAGAACAUCACCAAGGUGGUCCAGGCUGGGAGCCACAUCUUUAUUGAUGAUGGCCUCAUCUCUCUCAAGGUUUUGAACAUCGGUGGUGACUUCGUGGAGUGUGAGAUUGAAAAUGGCGGUAUGCUGGGCAGCAAGAAGGGCGUUAACCUGCCCGGCGCCGCCGUGGACCUGCCUGCUGUAUCGGAGAAGGACAUGCAGGACCUGAAGUUUGGCGUGGAGCAGGGUGUGGACAUGGUGUUCGCCUCCUUCAUCCGCAAGGCCGCUGACGUGCAGGCCGUUAGGAAGGUGCUGGGUGACAAGGGCAAGGACAUCAAGAUUAUCAGCAAACUGGAGAACCACGAGGGCUGCCGCAGAUUCGCUGAGAUUCUGGAGGCCAGUGAUGGCAUCAUGGUUGCCCGUGGUGACAUGGGUAUCGAGAUCCCCACAGAGAAGGUGUUCCUGGCUCAGAAGAUGAUGAUUAGCCAAUCCAACAGAAUGGGCAAGCCCAUCAUCUGUGCUACACAGAUGUUGGAGAGCAUGAUUAAGAAGCCCCGUCCCACCCGUGCAGAGAGCAGCGACGUGGCCAACGCCAUUCUGGAUGGAGCCGACUGCGUCAUGCUGAGUGGAGAGACGGCCAAGGGAGAUUACCCUCUGGAGUGUGUGCGCAUGCAGCACCAGAUCGCCCGUGAGGCCGAGGCCGCUACGUACCACCGGCAGCUGUUCGAGGAGAUGCGCCGUGUCACUCACCUGACCCGCGACCCCACCGAGACCGUUGCCAUCGGCGCCGUAGAGGCCUCCUUCAAGUGCUGCGCCAACGCCAUCAUUGUCCUCACCAAAUCCGGCAGGUCUGCUCACAUGCUGGCCAGGUACAGGCCCCGCGCACCCAUCCUGGCCGUGACCCGUUGCGAAAUGGCCGCUCGCCAGGCCCACCUGUACCGGGGAAUCUACCCCAUCCUUUACACCAAGCCCGCCCACGAUGUCUGGGCCGAGGACGUCGACCAGAGGGUCAACUUCGCCCUGGAGAUGGGAAAACACCGCAAAUUCUUCAAGUCUGGGGAUGUGUUGAUCUGUGUCACCGGCUGGCGUCCAGGCUCCGGCUACACCAACACCAUGCGUGUUGUUCUGGUGCCUUGAGCGCCACCUACGUGAUGCCACCACCCCCCCCCAACCCCCCCAUAAGAAGAAACCACGUCCCCCUACCUCCCACCAUAGAACAGAAACACAAGGAAAUGAAAAGAACUUAGUGUUACCAAAUCACCUGGUGACCACCUCACAGUCAUCGUCUGGUAUCUUGAAGCGUGAUAAGGAGUUUGGGUCUGUGAGAGGUGGAGAGUGAUCCCUGUAUGGAUGUAGAGAUCUGUGACGCUCUGCUGUGUAUUUUCACUCAUACACUCACACACACACACACACACACUCACAACCACCCCACACACACACACACACACACAAAUAUCCUUAUGCAGGCUUCACUUGACUGCCACAAUGAGACUGAGAACUUGUACCUACUUGGCUUCCACCUAUUAAAGAUAUGACCACUUUCAGCAGCAA
Clupea harengus (Atlantic herring) is the source of this 2104-nucleotide messenger RNA. RefSeq names its product pyruvate kinase PKM-like. Gene Ontology annotation, biological process: glycolytic process. The record is from RefSeq and is a predicted model, not a curated record. Gene Ontology annotation, molecular function: magnesium ion binding; pyruvate kinase activity; potassium ion binding. Lineage: Eukaryota; Metazoa; Chordata; Actinopteri; Clupeiformes; Clupeidae.